This is a messenger RNA of Hyaloscypha bicolor E, 2095 nucleotides long. RefSeq names its product acetyl-CoA synthetase-like protein. Lineage: Eukaryota; Fungi; Ascomycota; Leotiomycetes; Helotiales; Hyaloscyphaceae. Bases 160 to 1710 code for a protein of 516 amino acids. Gene Ontology annotation, molecular function: medium-chain fatty acid-CoA ligase activity. The record is from RefSeq and is a predicted model, not a curated record. The transcript has 2 exons. Gene Ontology annotation, biological process: fatty acid metabolic process.
CAGACAAUGAGAAUUUAGUUAUUUCUCAGUCAUCUCCGUGGCAGAAACUCAAUUUCUCUUAGUUGAACUUUAUUUAAGCCAAUUGCUCUGCUGGACAGCUGUAUCCACCAAAAUCUCAUCCAUUCACAAUUUGUAAAUACACCCACUCUCCGCAGUAAGAUGGCAGCAACCACGCUCUCGAAUGCCUUCUCUGCAGGAGACAAUUCCACAGCAAUCAUAGUACCAAGCAAGCCCCAAGCUCUCGCAAUAUCCUACAAACAGCUCUCUGCCGAAGUCCUGUCCUUCCAAAAGAAGCUUGCCAAGCUCGGCGUCACACCCCAAGCCGCAGUGUCGAUCGCCCUCCCCAACACAUACGAAUUCAUCGUUGCGUUCUUAGCAGCUGCAUGGCAGAGAGGCAUUGCUGCUCCCCUAAACGCGGCAUAUAAGCAGGAAGAAUUCGAAUUUUAUAUCGACGAUUUGAAGUCGGCUGUUGCUCUUGUGCCAAAAGGCUCCUUUGCACAAGAUGGAGCUGCCGUUCGAGCAGCGAGGAAAUACAAAGCUGCAAUUGCAGAAUGCUACUGGAACGGACGAGAAGUAGUUCUGGAUUUGAAAGACGAAGGGAAGCUUAAGGGAAAGGGGAAUCAAAAGGUCGAAAAGGCACAACCUGAUGAUAUUGCCCUGGUGCUUCAUACAAGCGGUACCACCGGACGCCCAAAGGCAGUGCCAUUGACACACCGCAAUCUCACGCGGACAAUGAAGAACAUCAAAGCCACGUACGACCUCAGCCCUGCGGACCGCACCAUGCUCGUCAUGCCCCUCUUCCACGUGCACGGCCUGCUCGCCGGCUUCCUUGCGCCUCUGUACUCAGGCGGCUCCGUGAUCGUGCCACCCAAGUUCUCAGCCUCCGAGUUCUGGGACGACUUCAUUACACACAAGGCGAAUUGGUACACAGCAGUUCCUACAAUCCAUCAGAUCCUCUUGAAGAACCCACCGCCUCACACCAAGCCCAAGAUCCGCUUUAUCAGAUCAUGUUCCUCCCCAUUAUCACCCACUACCUUCCACCAGCUGGAAGAAACAUACGGUGCCCCCGUCCUCGAAGCCUACGCCAUGACCGAAGCCGCCCACCAAAUGACCUCCAAUCCUCUUCCCCCCGGAAAGCGCCAACCAGGCUCUGUGGGAAUCGGGCAAGGGGUCGAGGUUGCUAUCCUAGACGGAGAAGGCAAGGAAGUGCCCCAAGGCUCCGAAGCCGAGAUCUGUAUCCGUGGUGAGAAUGUCACCAAGGGAUACCUGAACAACCCGGAAGCAAACAAGAGCUCUUUUACCGGCAAUGGGUUCUUCCGUACCGGAGACCAGGGAAAGAAAGAUAAAGAUGGAUAUGUGAUCAUCACUGGCCGCAUCAAGGAAUUGAUUAACAAGGGAGGGGAGAAAAUCAGCCCCAUUGAGCUUGAUAAUGUAUUAGCAAGACACCCGAAGGUGGGCGAGGCAGUCAGUUUUGCCAUCCCGGAUGAAAUGUAUGGGCAAGAGGUAGCUGUGGCUGUUGUUCCAAAAUCCGGACAGAAAAUUACAGAGGAGGAGUUGAAGGAUUGGGUUGCGGACAAGCUGGCAAAGUUCAAGGUGCCGAAGAAGGUAUACUUCACAGACAACAUGCCCAAGACAGCAACAGGCAAGAUCCAGCGCCGCAUCGUAGCUGACACGAUGAUGAAGCAAGACAAGCCCAAGGCCAAGCUGUAGGACCCUUUUUCCAGGAAAACGAAGACACGAAACAACGGAGGAUGAAUAGAUUGUACAUAUACAUAUACCCAGACCGCCAAUCCCACGAUGAACAUACGUCCCCCCUAAACCAUAAAUCCAUCUACUCUCAAGACUUAACAUGUCAAAUCCCGAUCCUCCCCCUUUCUUUCCCCUUCCAAACAUUCCUCUCCCCUCCUCUCCUCUCAACCAGGCGAAAAGGGCUCACAACCAUCAUCCCAUUCCCAUUCCCAUCCUCCACAACCAAACUCCCCUCUUUCAGCGCCGCAUCCCCGUCCCCGUCCCGGCAAGCUGGCACUCGGGCACUUUGCAGCCUGGGGGGCGCCCGCCUCCCCGUGAACGUUUGCUCAGCUGCGCAGCUGCACAC